Molecule: messenger RNA, 695 nt
Organism: Solanum lycopersicum (tomato)
Lineage: Eukaryota; Viridiplantae; Streptophyta; Magnoliopsida; Solanales; Solanaceae
Product: glutathione S-transferase-like protein
Biological process (GO): glutathione metabolic process
Cellular component (GO): cytoplasm
Molecular function (GO): glutathione transferase activity
Source: RefSeq, marked provisional
AAACACAGCUUAAGUUGAAAGAUGGCUGAUGUUAAGUUGAUUGGUUUAUGGUAUAGUCCUUUUAGUAGAAGAGUUGAAUGGGCUCUAAAGAUUAAGGGUGUGGAAUAUGAAUAUAUAGAAGAUGAUCUACAUAAUAAAAGCCUUUUACUUCUUCAAUCUAAUCCAAUUCACAAGGCAGUUCCUGUGCUCAUUCACAAUGGCAAGCCCCUUUGUGAAUCAAGUGUCAUUCUCGAAUACAUCGACGAGACAUUUGAAGGCCCUUCCAUCUUGCCUAAAGAACCUUACGAUCGAUCUUUAGCUCGUUUCUGGGCUAAAUUCUUCGAUGAUAAGGGGCUAGCAAUAAGGAAAAGUAUAUUUUUCAAAGGAGAGGAGCAAGAGAAAGCUAAAGAGGAAGUUUAUGAUAUGUUGAAAGUUCUUGAUAAUGAGCUGAAAAACAAGAAGAUUUUUGUUGGUGAAAAAUUUGGAUUUGUUGAUAUUGUUGCAAAUGCUGCAGCCCUUUGGCUAGGAGUUCUUGAAGAAGCAUCUGGAGUUGUUUUGGUGACAAGAGAAAAAUAUCCAAAUUUUUGUGAUUGGAGAGACGAAUAUUGUACGCAAAACAAGAAAUAUUUACCUCCUAGAGAUGAAUUGCUUGCCCAUUAUCAAGUUUACAUUCAACGUGUUACUACUUCAAAAUGAGUACAUGACCUUUAAGCUUA